CGGUGCCCUGCCCGCCCCUCAGCCCAGGACGUCGAGGCCUACCUUGCUGUGCCGUGGGUCCCGCAGGUUUGGGCAUCGCAAAGAGGCACCUCAGAUGAGAGGAGUGAAACAAGAAGAGUGAUCUGACCAAGGCUGAUCUGACUAAAGCUUGUUACAGAGCACUGCUCCCAAUUCCUAGAAAAUAAAGAAGACUCUGAAAUUGUCUUGCUUCAUGGAAUAAACCAAUAUUUGAUUGUGAGUAAAGGAAGAAAUAUUCCCCAGAGGCAUCACAGUGUGUGACUAUCUACGCCCUUCUCUAUGGAGUUUUCUGGAGUAUCCAGUGUCAGAACCAAGAUCCAAGACUAGAUAGAUUCCUGAUCUUGGCCAGUCCAACAGUGUGUGUGCUUCUCAGUGUACUGUCAUGAAAGAUUGUUCCAGAUCUGGGAAAAUGACUUUGCUGGGCCUUUCCAGUCUCGCCACCCAUCAUUUCAAAGGAUGGAGUUUAUCAGGAGCCUGCUAAAUACUUCUCUGAUUUGAAAUGCCUAUUGGCUGUCACUAAGGACAGUAUCUAAUUUCAAUACAAAGCCAAGUGGUUGGACUUUGUAUUUUAAAACUUGACUGGGCCUCCUCACCAAUGACUUUGGUCAGCUCAGAUUUCUUUGCCUGUAAUUGCCAACCCCAAAUUUUAUAUCUGUUUAUUGGCAGGUGUACCAUUCUUUAAGGAUCGUUGUCAUGGUGCUUAAGGUCUUCUUUCCUUUGUGCUGCUCCUCAGCAGAAAGUGGCAUUUUGAUCGGCCGUUGGAUCUCAGAACAGAACUCUGCUGUUAUCCUUGCAGUGGUCCAUUUCCCUUUUAUUCCUGCCCAGGUGAAGCAAUAUCUCAGUGAAGUCCAGCAGGUGACGAAGAUCAAUGUUUCUGUGCUUGGCUCAUGGAGCAACAGCAAACAGGAGAAAGAAGAGAGUCUAAGUGAGUUCUUAGGAGACCUUGGGACAAUAUUUCCCCAUGAGCCAUGGAUUCAGAUAAGCAAAGAGAGAGACAGCACGUUUUGGAGUUGUUCUACCCUUCAGAAACAGUCUAACAGUCCUAAGGAGGAAGAAGAAGUCGUCUUAGUAUAUUAUGACCAACGCAAAGUCAUGCUUUCCCAUCUACAUCCCCCAGUAGACACAACUACCUCCACUGACCAUAAGGCAGAUAAUGCUUCCAAGCUCGCUGCCAUAUUUGACACAGUUGCAAACAGCAAGAUACUGUUCAUGACAGACAGAUAUGAUGAUGGGCCCAUCAAGCUGACCCACUGGCAGUCAGAUGGAGUUGAAGCUAGCAUCAUUGUGGAGCUAAUAAAGCAGGCCUCUGUGCCUGCAUGCAUGCUGUUGACUUUCCUGCUUUCGCUUAUCUCUGUGAUCUGUAAGAGCAGAAUGCUGAAGUUUUGGCCUUUAUCUUUCUUAUGGAGUAAACUCUCAACUUCAGAGCAGUUGGGACAUCGGCUGCAGCACCUCCAGGUCAUCAGCAGCAACAAGAAGGCUCAAAACCAGAUCCAACUAAUGAGGAAAGCCAACAUCUUUGUCUCACUGCUGAUUGAUGUGGCUCUGGGGAUACUGCUAAUGUCCUGGCUGUACAGAAAGAAUCGGAUUGGCCACCUUGCUGAUGCUCUUAUCCCUGUGGCUGAUCACAUAGCUAAAGAGCUCCAGGACCUGCUCCAGUGGCUAAUGGGAGCACCAGCUGGACUGAAAAUGAACCGAGCUUUGGAUCAGGUUUUGGGUCGUUUCUUCCUUUACCACAUCCAUCUUUGGAUUAGCUACAUUCACCUGAUGUCUCCAUUCAUCGAGAUGAUCCUCUGGCAUGUUGGUCUGUCAGCUUGUCUGGGCCUGACUGUGGCUCUUUGCAUCCUCUCUGACAUCAUUGCACUUCUGACCUUCCACAUCUACUGCUUCUAUGUCUACGGAGCCAGGCUCUACUGCUUGAAAAUUUAUGGCCUGUCGUCUCUCUGGCGCUUGUUCCGUGGGAAGAAGUGGAACGUCCUCAGACAACGGGUAGAUUCCUGCUCCUAUGACUUGGACCAGCUGCCAGUUCUGGUAAAACAUGGAGGAACAAAAACACUUUUCAAAUUGCUGCAGAAUUGCCUACCAAAUUUCUACUUCUUUCUACCCUUCCAUCUUUUUCAGUUAUUUAUUGGCACUUUGCUAUUUACAAUCCUGCUGUUCCUUCUGCCUACAACUGCACUGUAUUAUUUGGUGUUUACCCUGCUCCGUUUGCUGGUGGUGGUUGUGCAAGGCCUGAUACACUUGCUAGUCGACCUCAUUGACUCUCUGCCUCUUUAUUCAAUCAUCCUUCGGCUCUGCAGAUCCUACAGGCUUGCAGCUGGUGUAAAGUUCAGAGUUCUCGAACAGAAGCAUAGAAAACCUCUUCGACUCCUUAUGCAGAUCAACCCUCUAUCAUAUGGCACCGUGAUACAGACAUACAGGCUGCCAACUUACAGCUAUUACCCCAAGGACUCCUGGACAUCCCUCUGCAAGAAGCUGUUCUUUGGAGACCUGAUCUACCCUUGGAAGCACAAAGGAGAGAAGCAAGACUAAAGAAAGCAAAGGAGCCAAGCUUGAAAGACUUGGCCAGAAAAAAAUACUGAAUCCUAAUGCUUAGAGCCAGCACAGCUGCUGGAUUCCUUUAAUUAGAUUUUAGUAACAUGUGGGAGGGGCUCAAUUUUUAAAGGCAAGUAUUUUUAAACAUUCUUGUUCAAUUUUCUCCUUCCCCUACACUGUGUUUGAACUGAUUUGGUUUCCAGGCAGUUUCCUGUUCAUGCAGUGAUAUUCCACCCUAGAUUAUAACCUGUCUGCCUGUUGGCAUCAGGGAACAAUGAUCAUUUUUAAAGCGAAAGAUUAAGCCCAUCAGUGCCUCGUGGAACCAGCAUUUAGUGUAAUCGAGGAAGUAGUUCCUGAAUGGCUUGGUAAUUUAUAUAUCUUUCCAUGUAAAUUCACAGGACCAUAUUAAAACAGCCCUUGGGGUGGUUCAAAGCCAUAGUGUUGAGGCAUGUUAUGCCUCUGGGUAUUUUGGAUCUUUUGUGCUUCAGUAUUCAAGCCAGCUGAUCAAAACCAGCAAGGAGAAUCAGCUCUUAGAGCCACACACUGAAAACAGUACAGCUGGGUUAUCUGGGCUCCUAGGAUAUUUAUUCUUUUGCCUCUGGUUGGGCUUGGAUUCACCCCCGUUGCAGGAGCAGAGCAAGGUGCUGAGCAUAGAAACCACAGGGACUGGAGGCCCAGAAACACAGAAUGCUGUGCAUCUGAGCCUACAUGAGAGACAGAGGGUCUUGUCUACAUUUUCAAAAGCAAAUAGUGAUUUGAGGAAAGCUGAGCCUUAAGCUAGCACCAGAACUGGAAAUGCAGAGAGUGCAGCCUCAAACCCUAGACAGCUCAGGUGUAGGUGGCAGCUGAAGAGCUCUGUGCCCUACCAAGGUUCAGGGCUUCUUUGCUUAGUCGUGAUGUAAGGCAAACACAGCUUUGGUGAAUCCAGCCCCAGCUGGUGUGUGUACAAGAGGCCUGCAGCAACCUUGCAUGUUAUGUGGGUUGACCAGCUCAGGGAAGUGCGUGCUGCACUCCCUUAUGGGGUCACCACAUCCCUCUAUUUCUCAGGGCCCAGAUAAGAGCCUUUCAGUGUGGUGCCUCAUCUUUUGCACCUUCUGAAGCUUUUGAAGUUUACUCAGAUGAAGCAUUUGAAGCCACUUCUUACCCUGAAGAUGUAGACACAUUUCUCUCAGGAGAAUUUUCUUGCUUCAGAUACUACCUCCGCAGUACAACAGUGCUUGGCUUUUCUGUGUCCCGUUCUACUUGUAUAUUCAUUUUGAUGUCUCUUCCUCCUUCAGGGGUGUCUUCUAUUCUCUGUCUUGGGGAGGGUGCUCCUAUGCACUUGUGUACUGUUCCACUGUGUAUGUUAUUGCUGUGUAGACAUUUACAUACAGUUGUAACUUGGAAGUACACUUUCCCCUGCUCUGUUUGCUCCUCUUGCCCUGGCUUAAGCAGUGAUGUUGUAUCUCUACAUCCUGUUGCCACUUUGCACCCCUGAAGUGACUGCAUUAAUUGGCAGGUGAAAAGCCAUGCUGAAUCCUGCCCCCUCUUCCUCUGCCCCAGAGUGCGCUCGCGCGCUCUCUCUCUCUCUCUGUCUCUCUCUCUCUGUCUCUCUCUCUCUGUCUCUCUCUCUCUCUCCAAGGAAACCGAGGAGUAUGUGUGUUAUGUCUGCAUUGCUCAGCCCUUCUCUGGAGGGCUGCCUGUGUAUUCCAGCGUGACUAGAUCAAGGCAAGCCACAGCUAAUCUGCUGGAGCAAAAGGCCAUCAGUAAGAGGGACAUAUGAGGCUUUAGUAGCCUUCAGUCAGCACCUCCACUGGCAGGAUAACUGGAGGAGGAGACUUCUGCACUGUCCCAUGUACUCAUCCAUGUACUUGAACUUAACACAGGAUGGAAGGGGUUUAUGGUCCCAGGAAUGUAGGCUGCCUCAAUACAUCCCUGAUCAGAUAUAUUGUAUUUUUCUGUAGCUACUAACAGGCUCUCAUGGUACAGCUGCUACCUCUUCAGCCAUAGCUUGGUCAGAGCAAAAUGAAGCUCUGUAGGCAGGUUUUUGAUCCAGAUGUUCUUUAGCAGGCAAAUGCAGAAACUGUGAGGUUUUUACAGUUUUCUUAAGGAUGUCAUGAGGGGAGGUAAUAUUACACAGGCACUGCUACCAAAAGAAAAUUUCCUAUUUCUUUGAUCCAGAGGAAAAGGGAGUAUCAUUGAAAUAAACUAAUGUGGCAAAACCCCACCACCA
Struthio camelus australis is the source of this 4762-nucleotide messenger RNA. Lineage: Eukaryota; Metazoa; Chordata; Aves; Struthioniformes; Struthionidae. The record is from RefSeq and is a predicted model, not a curated record.